UUAGAGUCUGCGUAUUGGCGGAUAAAUUCCUUAGUUGCAAAUAAACUAUCGGUAGUUGAAGGCAUGACAGAAUGAAAUAAACAAAAAUAAAAUAAAAGGAACAUUGAAUAACGUGCAAGAUGAUGCUCUCAAGAAUGAAGCCGGCCGUUGGGCCUGGCGCGGCAACUGGACCAAGUAAAGAAACCAGCAAAAAGAAAAAGUUUCCUAAAUAUGAAGACUUCCUGGAUAUAAGAGAUUAUACAGGAGCUAUAACUCUUCUUGAGUUUAAUAGAGCCAGUGGUAAAGGAAAUGAUGAAACAGAUAUGUGGAUAGCUUAUUGUGCUUUUCAUCUGGGGGAUUAUAAAAGAGCUAUGGAGGAAUAUGUGAGACUGACUCAAAAGAAGAAUUGUGUACCAGAUAUGUGGUCUUAUUUAGCUUGUUGUUAUUUUUUCUUGGGCAUGUAUCCAGAAGCUAAAACUGCUGUAGAUAAAGGUCCUAAAAGUAGACUGCAGAACCGUGUGUUGUUCCACUUAGCUCAUAAAUUUAACGAAGAACGUCAGUUAAUGGGAUUUCAUCAGAAUCUCCAGGAUAUCAUAGAAGAUCAGUUAUCUCUAGCAGCCAUACACUAUUUACGUAGCCAUUAUCAAGAAGCUAUUGAUAUUUAUAAACGUAUCUUAUUGGAUAACAGGGAUUAUUUAGCUUUGAAUGUUUAUGUGGCUUUAUGUUAUUAUAAAUUAGAUUAUUAUGAUGUCUCUCAGGAGGUGUUAGCUGUUUAUCUUCAAACCUUCUCCGAUAGUGCUGUAGCUUUAAAUCUAAAAGCAUGUAACCAUUUUCGAUUAUAUAAUGGUAAAGCUGCAGAGGCUGAAUUGAAAUCAUUACAAGAAAUGGCUUCCCCUUCAUUCAUAUUUGCUAGAGAUCUGAUUAAACAUAAUUUGGUUGUGUUUCGAGGUGGCGAGGGUGCUUUACAGGUGUUACCUCCCCUGAUCGAUGUUAUCCCAGAAGCAAGAUUAAAUCUUGUUAUAUAUUAUCUUAAACAAGAUGAUAUAAAUGAAGCGUAUAAUCUGGUACGAGACCUAGAACCCACAACACCACAGGAAUAUAUAUUAAAAGGUGUUGUCAACGCUUCUAUGGGACAAGAACAAGGAUCAAGGGAGCAUCUGAAAAUUGCCCAGCAAUACUUUCAAUUAGUUGGUGGAUCAGCUAGUGAAUGUGAUACCAUACCUGGAAGACAAUGUAUGGCCUCCUGUUUCUUUUUACUCAAGCAAUUUGAAGAUGUUCUUAUUUACUUUAAUUCUGUCAAGAGUUACUUCUAUAAUGAUGAUGCAUUUAAUUUUGAUUAUGCUCAAGCCAAGGCAGCUGUUGGUAAUUUUAAAGAAGCAGAAGAGGUAUUUUUGUUAAUACAGAGUGAUAAGAUGAAGAAUGACUAUACUUAUCUUAGUUGGUUGGCUAGAACAUAUAUCAUGAAUCGUAAACCUAGACUGGCGUGGGAGUUAUAUCUGAAAAUGGAAACGUCUGGUGAAUCUUUCAGUCUUUUACAACUAAUAGCUAAUGACUGUUAUAAGAUGGGACAGUUUUACCAUGCUGCUAAAGCUUUUGAUGUGUUGGAAAGAUUGGAUCCAAAUCCUGAAUAUUGGGAGGGUAAACGAGGGGCUUGUGUGGGUGUUUUUCAGUUGAUUAUAGCUGGUCACGAACAAAGGGAAAUGUUACGAGAUGUUAUUAAUAUGUUGAGAAACACCAGUAAUCCACAAGUAGAAUAUAUUAUUAGAACAAUGAAAAAAUGGGCAAAGGAUAAUAUGGUGCCUGUUCCAUAAGUCUACUCGCUUUAACAUAAUAUAGUUAUUCAUGUACAAAGUAAUAUUAAUUUAUACAUAAAAUUCUAGAAAUUUCGUUAUAUAAAUAUUUUUGCACUAUACUAUUACUAAUGUAAAACAUUUCAUUAAGACACUUCAACCAUUUGUAAGUGGUAAUUCAUUGUGACCUAUGACUGUACUUAAAACAUUCCAUGCAUUAGCCUGUAAAAGACAUAUAUCAUAAAAUGGUUUAUUGUUUGACAUAUACCUUAUUCUAUGGUAAAGUGUGCUUACUCUGAGCAGACGUUGCUUGGUUUGACCCUAUCUUAUAUGUACUUUCUCUGUUCAUCCAAGUUGCUUUGUUAUACACACAUAUGUAAUUCGUAAUACGGAAAAGACACCCAUUGUUUGUGUUGACCCAAUCUUACAUGCAUUUCCUAUGCCUUUUUUAGUAUCAUUCCAGCCAUUAACUACUGCAGAAAUUUCAAAAUAUGUUACAUAUAUAUGUGGCUUCAAUUUACUUUCUUCUAAUGACAAUAUAUCCACUAAUUUGACAGCAUGCUGACAUUUACUUGGACAAAUAUUGGCUGUUUAGUAAACAAAAAUGAUUAGUGGUGUGAAGAACAUAUUAAAUUUAUCUUUCAUUUUCUAUUAUUGUUAAUUCCGAUCCAUCAUUUUUUAGUUUUGUUAUGAAUUUAUUUUGAGAAAUCCGUCCAUUGUAUAUUUGAAGUAAAAUAACUGUUGUAUAUUAGAUUUUAAUGACUAUAGAAUAUACUUUAAUAAAUAUUAAA
This is a messenger RNA of Patella vulgata (common limpet), 2560 nucleotides long. Its product is annotated as intraflagellar transport protein 56. NCBI's taxonomy places the organism in Eukaryota, Metazoa, Mollusca, Gastropoda, Patellidae. The record is from RefSeq and is a predicted model, not a curated record. The transcript is spliced from 17 exons. Gene Ontology annotation, cellular component: ciliary basal body; intraciliary transport particle B; ciliary base. Gene Ontology annotation, molecular function: protein binding; intraciliary transport particle B binding. Gene Ontology annotation, biological process: intraciliary anterograde transport; intraciliary transport involved in cilium assembly. The coding region runs from base 120 to 1790 and encodes 556 amino acids.